UAGGGAACAAAGUGUUUUUCACGGACGAGACGCAGUUCCUUGAUGACUUGAACAGGUGGAGUCUACUUCUCAUUUCUCCUUUUAUUUGUCCUGAUAAGUUACUUAAAGCAGGACAUAUAGCUUUUGUGACAGAAAGCAUUUCAGCUCAGACAGAUAACUUGCAGAAAGUACCUGGCUCUUCGAAAGAGAUUGUGAAGUGGUCAGACUAUUGUUCACCAUUGGCCUAUAAACCUGGUGAGCCUUACAAGUUAAUUGCUGAAGCAAGCAUAGAUAAUUUCAGUAACCUUGGAAUAGCAUUCAUGGAAGACAGGCUUCAAAUGGAUAAUGGAAUGGUGCCACACAAGAUUGUUUCUGUCCAUUUACAGGAAUCUACUCUGAAGGAGUUGGCAGAGGUAGAACCAUCUGUAGAAGAGCAAAGUGUAAGCAGUACACAAAUGGAUGAAGUAACUCCUGCUGCUACUUUUGGGACUACUCUUAAAUCAGGAUUAGGAGUAGUGGAGACUACAGGACAAGAUGAAGAGGAGAAAUCCAAGCUGGAGAAAGAGAGUGAGUCUGAAGAUGAAUCUAACAGUUUAUCUGACAAAGAGAUAGAUGCUGGAGAACAUCAUCACUUGCAUCUUUCCAGCUGUCAUGAAUGCCUGCAACUUGAAAACAGUACUAUUGAAUCAGUCAGAUAUGCCUCUGCAGAAGACAUUCCAGAACUUUCUGAUGAUUGCAGUAGCACACGGGAAGAGAAUGAUGGUUGUCUAGCAAGAGGAAUUAAGAGAGUAAACCUUUCUGGAAAGCCCCCUAAUAUAUUGAUUUAUCUUGGCUCUAAAACUGCAAAAGUGGAGUUUGAGCAGGUAAAAUCAGUCCUUCAGGAAUGCAUUGAUGUAGACAGCUACACCAUCUACCAUCUGCAUGAGGAACAAGUUCUGAAAGCUCCGUGGGUUGAUAAUUCAGUGCUGUUGAUUAUUGCCACAGAUGAGCCUAUUUCUGAGGAGAACCACAAACAAUUUAUGAAGUUUUUAUCUAAAGGUGGAAAGAUUCUAGGGUUUUCUUCAUCUUUCACAUUUGAUGGCAUACAAAUAAAAAACAAACUGAAGAAGGCUGUUCAUGAAUUAGUGGUCUCUAAAAUGGACAGCACUGAAAUUAAGUUAAAUCUCUUGGUCAGUGGCUGUAUUUUUGAGGAAGUGAUGAAAGAAGAUACAAGCAAAGUGAAGAUACUGAGUCGAUUAAAUAAUGCUGAUAAAGAUACAGUUAUUGUUCAUCUAUCUUAUGGAGACAGUGGAGGAGAAGCCAUUCUUUCUCAGGCAUACUUGGAACUGGAUAUCAAUUCUAUGGAUGUCCAAACCGAAGAGGAUUUUAAUUUGCUUAAGAUAAGCAAUACCAAGAGAUACGAAGUUCUGAAGGAGAUCCUGAUAUCACUUGGACUGAAUUGUGAAUUAAGUAAAAUUCCUAUGUUGACACCUAUUUACCUUCUCUCUUCUGAUGAGGAAAUCCGUCUUGCUUUUCUGAAAUGGCUCGAGGGAAAUGUAGACGCUGAAGGAUUAAGAGCAUCCAGCAAGGUGUCUCUUAAAUUUGUUUCAUCCUGUGAAUCAAAAAUGGAGAUAACACCAUCUCUCAUGCCAGUCAUCACUGAGACAGGAAGCUUCUCAUCUGAACAUUUCAACCUGAAGACAUAUCAACAGAAUCUUCAAACAAAGAAGCUUGGAAAGAUUCUUCUUUUUAGUGAAGUUACCACGACAACACAGAAUCUUCUAGAUGGGUAA
Molecule: messenger RNA, 1751 nt
Organism: Nestor notabilis (Kea)
Lineage: Eukaryota; Metazoa; Chordata; Aves; Psittaciformes; Psittacidae
Product: biotin--protein ligase-like
Exons: 6
Coding region: 300-1751 (483 amino acids)
Cellular component (GO): cytoplasm
Molecular function (GO): biotin--[biotin carboxyl-carrier protein] ligase activity
Source: RefSeq, a predicted model, not a curated record